CGUGAGAGAACAGAUUUGCUAAACGACCUAGUCUGGUUGAGUUUGGUAUUUACCGAGCAAACCAGCUCCCAUCAAUACUGAAAGUAAAAGCACGCAGUGAAGGUGUAGCCAGUUUUGGUGUUUGCCAGACAAUGCCUGAGCCUGUGUAAUCUGAGGACACGUCGAGCGCUUAUUACAGUAAAAAGCUUAUUUUUGCUUCACAACUUUAAUGUAAUGGAUUAAUAAUCUUCAGUAAACAUGGAAUAUCUCAUUGAAACAGAUGCUGAAUCGCAAGAUAUUGUCCCAGACCCAAUGUCUGAACUUUUACCUGACAAUGUCAUCUCAGAAUAUCUCGACUCACUUGAGUUUUUUGAAGAAGAUUUCGAUCCCAAAUUCUUUGAUAACUUUUCAGCAGUCGACACAGACACAACCUGCACGCCAAUACCAGAAGCUGCUUCUUUCCCAGAUGAAGUGCAAAGCAGAAAGCGAAAAGUUGAUGCAACUUCACACAAAACCCGCAGAUCCAAACGCAACAAAAAAGCAACAGCGUGGCCUAAAAGUCCCUCAAACGGAAGGCCGCCCAACAUUACCCCUGAGAGUAGCUUUCUUCUGAGUUCAAACCCAUUCCAGCAUGUAUUGCGCAUUCCCUUGAGCCCCCCUCUUCUGCCCUCUAGUGGAGGUUCACCACUACAAUUCAUCCAGACCAUCGGCCCUUAUACAGCGCCUCUAAUUGGCACUGUGGUUCCAACAGGGCCUACAUACGUGAUUGUAUCUGCAGUGUCGCCGCAAUGUGUGAGUCCAGGCACUCAGAUAAUUCCUCUUUCACCUGCCGAUGGCACAGUUGCCCCGCCAGAGCUCACUGGUUCCGUACUUCCAGUUGGCUCAUCUUCAGACAGUGCAUGCCAGGGUUUGCCACCAGUAUCUGUAGACACACUCUCCCCUACAAAAGAAGGAAACCCACAAAAAAACUAUGAUUCCACACCUCCAAAAACCGAAAGGAAAAUCCGCCCAGAAGCACCAGCCAGCGCAUUGAAGCGGACCUUCUCCAUUAACCUGCAAGAUACAUGUAUUCCCAUCUGUGGCCUCAAAGAGCUUGUGGGACUCAAAUGUAUCAAAUCAUUCUGCCUUGAGAAAAACCAAAUAGGAGACUCUGGCGCUGAGAAGCUUGCUGGCGUUUUACAUUUUUUGGAAUGUCUGAAAUUGCUAAAUCUGUCUCAAAACCUCAUUGGAGAUGCUGGAGUGGAGAAACUGGCUAAAGCUUUGCCAUCAGUCCCUUCUCUACAGAGCCUCAGCCUCUAUGGAAAUGUAAUUUCUGACAGUGGAGCUGAAAAUCUGGCCUUGGUUUUACCAGACAUGAACUUCCUGCAGGACUUGGAUGUUAAGUUCAACAAGUUCACAGACAUUGGAGCUACAAAGCUCAGUGCUGCUCUGAAAAACUGCACAGGAAUGAAGUCUCUGGAGCUGUGGAAUGACUGCAUUCCAUAUGGAGUUUUUGAACACCUCCGUCUUCAAGAGCCACGGAUAAGAUCACUUUAACGCAUUUUGACAUUUAAAGGGGUCAUAUGAUGUUGCUAAAAAGAACAUUAUUUUUUGUAUUUGGUG
Sinocyclocheilus grahami is the source of this 1581-nucleotide messenger RNA. RefSeq lists its product as uncharacterized. Gene Ontology annotation, biological process: positive regulation of transcription by RNA polymerase II; positive regulation of MHC class I biosynthetic process; positive regulation of MHC class II biosynthetic process. The transcript has 17 exons. NCBI's taxonomy places the organism in Eukaryota, Metazoa, Chordata, Actinopteri, Cypriniformes, Cyprinidae. Gene Ontology annotation, molecular function: protein binding. Bases 238 to 1515 code for a protein of 425 amino acids. The record is from RefSeq and is a predicted model, not a curated record.